ACGGCAAUUUGACUACGGUCACCUCUCACUAACUACUACCGAUCAACCGACUGGCUGCGGUGACUAAUCGCGCGCUGUGCUCGUGCGACACGAGCGCCACAGCGGCAACCAGACAAACUAUUCGCGCCUCCGGUGCGCGGUCCGCUCAGAAGUGGCUGACAGCCGUGGCGAACGGACGUGUUCAACGCUACGUCUGUCCGUGGCGUUUUAGCGAAUUUUGCUGCUACUUGUAGAGGCUGUUUGAUAAUUGUUUUACCCAUAAUAUGUUGCUCCGGACUGUGCCUAGUUGCGCUGGUAACGAACGUCCUGUGGACGAUAAUCGAAGACACACACACGUACACAUAUAUCGUGUGUGAACAACAACCACGGUGGUGACUCCGUUUCCACAGCAGAAACUGGCUAUAUAUCUGUAUAUGAGGACAGAUCGAUGGCUGUGACAACGACCGGUCUCCGCUUAAACAAAUGUGGAAUUAUCUAGAACUGCUGCGAUACGAGCGAGCCGUUCUCUCUCAAAGCGCGGCAUGGGUUAGCGAAGACAGCUUAGAGAAGCUAUUCAUCAGCCAUAGCAUCAACGUUAACAAGUGUCUAAUAGCUGAUAUUGCUUGGACGUCGUUCUGAUUCGCCCUGUGCCUCCUCCUGUAUCGCUGUAUGGCCAGAGUCCGCAUAAAUUGUUUACGCUCGUGGAGCAAUCGCUGUACACAAGUGCAUAGAGUGCUACAGCAGGGAUCGAAAGUCCGAUCUUUACAUAGCAAUAAUAUCAAGUUGAGUUCACAACCCGUCAACGGACUCCCCGUCGAACCCGACGGUUACCGCCUGGCAGCUUUUGCCCGUUAACGGCAGAACAGCGACGCGCAACAGAGAGCCUCGCAGCAGCGAAGUGAUAGCAGUACUCGAACUACCAGCGGUGACUGGCAGUUGUAAACCUCUGACUAUUCACGCCCAACGUGACGUUUCUUGUAUGUUUGUGCUCUGUUUCUGUUCCUCUCGCCCUGCUAAUUCAGAGGACGAUGUUGGCUGGACAUCGGCGGAGACCGGCGCAUUGCUACGAGUACGUCCACUUUGACGCCGACAACGAUUAAUGUCGCCACUGCAGCUGCUUCUGCUAGUAGCAUUCGUGUGGCGCUAAGCUUUCAAGUUAUUUAAUUUACGUCAUUUAAAGUAUCUGCAGAGGGUUUUAAUGUUGCUUCAGCAUGGGCGCCUACUAUAAUAGUAGAAAUUCAACGGCUGUAAUAUUAUGAAGCGGGCAACGACGUGACCUUACAGGCUUGCCUACGCAGAGAAAUACAACGGCACCAACAACAACAGCGACAGCAGGAAAAGGUUGAUCAUUUUCUGCGUUGGCCGUUUUCAUAUUGUUGAUCAUUGUAGAGGUUGUCGUCGUCGUCGUCCUUAACAGCCUCUACAUCUUGGAGUUGUUGCACAAGAAGAAGUUCUAUGAUUUGGGCGGUGAUUGUUACCUAUGUCGAUCUUCCCGGUGCUUCGAAUCAGCUUCACACUAAAAUUGUAUGUAGAAUAGUAUUAUAUACAGCGUAGUAUUGAUCGUUUGGACAAUACACUGCUGGAUUACGGUUUGUGAGCUAUUGGAUAACGUGCACGAUUGUUCAGCGCUUUCAAUUGUUAUAACUCUGUGACGACGAGAACGUUUGCUCAGUCCCUGAAUUAAAUUGACUACUCGUCUAACGCCCCAGCACAAACACGGGGUGUCGCUCGGAGUAUAGCCUCAAAAUGUUGAAAUGGAAGGUGCAACCUAAAACUCAUCAGAAGAUUUUACCUGCUACAGCAAACAGAUCGCCGAAUGACUCUGAAGAGCACAACAACAAUAACAAUAAAAGUGGACUCCAGCGGGAAGAAGGGACCAACCAGAUCCGCACUAGCUGUUCUCUAGAUUUCCUCAAUGAAAUCCGUGGACAGAAGAGCGAUUCGCUUGGAAGUCAGGUUGCUGUCAACUUCAACCCCGGAGGCAUUUUCAAUCAGUCAGUAGGCAGCCUUUCGCCUGUAACGCCGCCUCCACGACAUCGUUAUAUUUCUCCGGAACGAAGAGCUGGCGUCAGGAAUAAAGGGGCUGGUUCGACUCCGCCGUCGAACAGCGGUACCCCGACACCUGCAAAGGCCGUUUUCAUCCUUCAGAAAUCGGAAAGCCGCGAAAGUGUUCACAUUGACGUCAGCAUCGUCAACGAUGACGGGCUCUGCAACACGAGCACCAACGAGGACGAAGGCGGCAGCAACAGCAAUCGCAACAACACGCUGGCCAGUAUCGGCUCUCAGGUAAUGAGCACCACGACGCUUCCAAUCAUUCGAAGUGCGGAAGUUUGCGACGACGAAACCCACAACCAAAAAAUAGCGCUAGACCAUUUCAAAUUUGCGAGGACACGAAGCAUGCGGGGUCCUAAAGGCUUACGCAUCUCGAAAGUGUACCAUCAAGGAAGAGAAGCCGAUACUACAGCUGCCCUUACGUUCUCAUCAGAAGAUGAGGGAAAAGGUAAUUCCGAUCAAUCAGAAUCGCCUCCGCCCUUGCCACCGCGGCGACACAGGUCUCGGCCAGGUACUGCGAUGUCAUCGUAUCGGGCUGGAGGUGGUCACCAGAGCACGCUGGAUACCAACUCGAUUUCUUCAGAAGAAUCCUUUCCUUCUAUUCCCUGUCUACUGGCGACCGACCUGCAUCGUUUGCGGGUGACAGGUGAUGUGGUUCCGCCCGUGGUUCCACCCAAGAGCCCACUUAUAACCCGCAUUGAAGUGACAGGAGAGCCCGUCAAGCCCACUGUGAUAUCGACUGAGGGCGUUGACAAUAGUCGCCAUCAUGUUCGAAGUCGCUCGGAAGUAAUCUGCGGCAGUGAAGAAGCGAAAAUUGUCGCUGCCAAGAUAAGUGCAGUCCGACUGCCGCCUGUUAUUAAGAAGAACACUCGCACUAAGAGCUCGGACAACAUUAUCCGCAAAAAUAGGCCUCAAGCUACGAAGAGCGAAUCCAGUGACUCGGUUGACGAGGGCAUAGUCCUAUCUACUCCGACGAAGGCUAGAAGUCACUCGGCCGGUCGGACAAGGAAGCUAUCUGAAGAGAUCGAAAGCUACAAUGUAUAUAACGUCCGCACCGGCAAAAUUACGACGAGCCUUCAGAAACCUGUGUCGUCCACGACUAGUGCAGUACCAUCGGGAGCCACCGAUACCUCCACGCUUACUAAACGUGCUGAGCGGCAUCAGAAUUGUAAAAAAUGCAUUCACGCCACCAAGAGCUAAUCACUGGUAAUGGGCUAGUCAGCUUGGUGGUUUCUCCGAACAUGCAGAGAGAAAACGGAAAUGCAACAUCAUUUCAGAACCGGAAGUAACCGCACCGGAAGGAGAUGGCGUGGGAAAAAACAAACAGUCCAGCCCAGUGGGCGCGAACAGCAAUAGAGAAGGACGGGAACUUGCGUUCAAAGCGACCAUGGUAUGCGGAUUUUCAACUCCAGCAAAAGGAAACGAGAUCGUAGGCUGAGCGAGCCGAUGACGGAAAACGCAUGAUGAUUAUUUGGAGCAAUGGCACCAAAUGAAUCUUUAUUAGCAAAUGUUGCGUCGCUCACGGGAGCUGCUAAUAAGAAAAGAGUAAUUGUUUCUGCAGUUGUCAUGAUUCUGUUUUUAAACAGAUUAAAGAAACGCUAGUAGAAAGACAGAAUAGUGAUUCCAAACGAGCAAAAAAAUAAUGAGAUAUGGGAAAAACAUCGGAUUGGUGCGGAUCCUGCUCUGGCAGGAGAUGACGUGCAAUAGCCGAAGUCGCAAUUGUUGUUUGUUUCCUCAUAUACAAAUAACACAGUAUAUACAUAUAUACUAUGUUAUAUAUAUAUAUAUAUAUAUAUAUAUAUAUAUAUAUAUAUAAAGUUGAUUUUAACUCAUCGAAACAGCUGGUGAAUCUUGAAGGAACCGUGAACGCGAGCAGCAACGCAAAGGAGAUUUAGAGUGUGAACCAGCGGACGACACGACGAUGAUACGCAAAUGCAAUAUUCUUGGAAAAUUUGUAAAUGUGUUAGUGCACGCAUAGAGAAUAACGGCGGCUGGUACAAAAAGGGAAAAGAAAAAAAAGCCACGAAUGAAAUGAAUAUGUACAGAUUUUCAGUGACGGCGGUCAUGGUAAUGAGAGAAACAUGGUGGGACAAUAGAUGUUAUUCCUGGUCAAAUAUUCGUGUGGUAAGUACAAGCUUGCGCCGUUCUUAUUGUGUUGCUAUUUUUCAGCUUGUGACUCCAAGUACCUACCUGUGCAAUUGCUCUUUCAAGGAUAGGUAGACUAUAAAAAUGCUAGUUUGUUAGACCCAACCGCUCUGCGUGCAAGCCUGAACUUUACUCGCGUAAUGUCUUCAAGCGGCUUUCAUAGCAGCGUUCGUUGUAAGCAUAGAAAGGAAUAAAUAUGACUAACUUCAGUAUGCACAAAGUUUACUUACUUUUUUUGAUUCUGC
This is a messenger RNA of Varroa destructor (honeybee mite), 4421 nucleotides long. RefSeq lists its product as uncharacterized. NCBI's taxonomy places the organism in Eukaryota, Metazoa, Arthropoda, Arachnida, Mesostigmata, Varroidae. The record is from RefSeq and is a predicted model, not a curated record.